UAUAUGAGUGUAUGCCUUUUGUACUUAAGGAGCUACCUAAAAAGAAAACACUCCUUAAGUGAAUUCAAUUGGAUAAUAGAGCAAGAUGGUCGCUGCGGUCCCCGACGUAUAUUCGCAUGUCAUAAAUAUUGUUGUUAAUUAAACGGACAUUAUAAAAGCUUAUGUACAGCUAUUCCAACAAGCAAAUUAUUAAAUAAAUAAAAACACAAUAACCUUACCAAAUUCGCAUCACAUGGCAGCAAUAAUCUUUGUACUAAGUAAUUAAUAGUGAUAGUUUUAUAAAAAUGCUUACUACUUAGGUAGGUACUUUGUACAAAAGAAUCGGUUCAGGCAUCCAGUAGUUAUACUGUGGUUUAAAGAAUUAGCAUACAUGCAUGAGACUUAAGAUUACUUAAAACAACACUUUUUUAGAUUUACUUUACAACAAAGGUAACUAGUGUAACUACUUUCCGACCUGUGGGUGGUGUGGAGGAUCCUUCUAAUCCCGAAGGCUCACGUCUUUAAGCAACAUUAUUUAGGGUGUAGAAGUGGAUCUCUAUGUCGUGUAUUUCGCUGCCGUCCUUCAUACAGUCUUCAAGUAACCAUUAAUUAUUACCUACUUUAAUACGUGGUAGCACACCCUCUAAUCGCCUAAUUGGCCAAAAUGAGAUAGACACAUUGUGAUAUAGGCUCGUCCGUACUAUAGUGAAUGUAAGGUUGACUCUUGACACCUACCCUCAGAUAGAGAGUCCAACAGGACCGUGGUAGGUUUGCCUGAGUAGUGCAGACGACGAGAGAUCCCGUGAAUCGGGGCUUGAAGGUCGUACAGUAUCUUUGGCAUCGGUUGAACUCAUUAGAUUUUCAUGUUGGAACAGAUAGGUUUUAGAUUCAUUAGAAGUCGUAUUUACACAGUUCUCAAAUAAGUAAUCCUGAAAAGGGGGUCACACAUUAAAUUGAUCCCCAUAAAGUAUAAAGCCCUUCCUGUCAAUAUGAAAAACGUUAAUAGUAGGCUAAUGUAGGUUGGUACAGUCAGCAAGAGAAGUUCAGAACCGCUGUCAGAUUUACAGGGUGAUGUGAUAUAAAAUGCAAUAAAUUAGUAUUGAAGCAAUGGUUCAAAAGUUACCGGUAACGCAGGAAACCAUUUAGAAAAUUGCUGAAUACCAAUAUUGUAAACAUAGUUAAUUAUAUACGAUAAUUUGUUAAUCUGACUUAAUCAAGCAGUUUCUUAGCUGAAUGUACUUAUAAAUGCAUCGAUAAAAAGCAAUAGUCGCUUAUAUUGCCUUUAUCAUAGAAAAAAGCUGAUUGAUGGUUUAAAAGCUUAAUCAGAACUACACAUGUGUUGUCCCAGGUACACAAGUGGAUAAAGGCAGACAGUUUGAAGAUGAAACAUGUUUUUAAUGUGUUGUUUACUACGCAUCACAUUUCAUUUAUCUGGCGUAAGGGUUAGUCGUUUAUCAGACGGGCUACUUUAGCUAGACAAAUAAUAAAACGACUUGGUAAAGCGGAAGCCUAAUUGUCACUGACGACCAACCAAAAUAAAUAGUUAAUUAGGUAUAUAUAGAAUGUAAGCAUUACUUUCGGUGGUUGGACAAAUCAUAGAAAUGAGUUUUGUAUAUUUUUAGCACUGCAAUAAAUUGUUAAAAAUGCUAAUAUUGUUAUGCACUGUAUUCAUAAAACUACUUCAUUUCUGAACUUUAUGUGCAAGUGUAUCCAUCAAAUAUAAAGUUCUACUAUAUACUUAUAAGCUACAUUUUACUGUCUUUAUUUACGUUGUGUAAAUAUACUACUUAAAUAAAAAUAUUUGGAGUUAACAUUCAGAAUUGUUUUAAUUUAAUUAUUUCUAAAAAUCGAUACGUCUACCCACUAUAGAAAUUUUUGAAAGCAACAUCUCUAGCGGUUCUACUUUGACAUUGACAAUUUGACAGUUUUGACGCGACGUUUGCGGCUUUUUGGUUGUAUAGCACUUUGGUGUAAACAAAUUAAUUUAUAAAUUAGUAAAUGGUCUCCUUGUUACGUUUUCUGUAAUAACAAUGAAUGCUACAAGUUUAUAUGUUUCUACAUGUAGACUUAUAAUUUUGGCAGACGCAGCGGAUAAGUCUUCUUGGACAGAUUUGUUUCGUUUGGUUCCUUAUUUACGACAAUCUUUAUCUUGCACCGUGUGUGGAAAUUUAUUAAAGGAGCCCUACACGCCAACAAGUGCCAGCUGCCAGCACCACGUUUGUAAAAAGUGUAAAGGUGGAAGAAAAAAACUAAAGCCCUCUUGUAGUUGGUGCAAGGACUAUGAAAGUUAUGGUGAGAACUUACAGCUUCGAAUACUUUUACAAUGUUAUAAGAAACUAUGUGAAUAUUUUAUGGGAACGGACGUAUAUCAGACUUUGUUGGACGAGGAUGAGAUAGCAGCUGGUGUGAAUGGAGGCACAGUGGCUAGCUCAGGGCUCAUUGACUUAAUACAAGAAGGUGCUGGCUUCUCAGAUGACUACAAAAGUACUGCUGGACUGUCAAAGUCUGCUUAUAGUAUUUUACCUUGUGUAUACACCAACUCUGCGGGUACUCAAACACAUGGAGCAUCAACUUCCAGUAAUUCUGAAAGUAGAUCAUCUAAAGGCUCACCAAACUCUAGAUCUACCUCAAAUGGAUCACCUUUGUAUUCUGUGAUGUAUGCCGGCUCUGGAAACAAAAUUACUAUUAAGAGAAAAGCUGUUGAUGACACAGAUUCAUCCCACCAUCAUGAGUCAAGUUCAAGUCGAGAAAGUAAAUCAAAUCAAUUAGGGUUUAAGAAGCCUUCAAACAGGUCCCGUAGUUCAGCUAGCAGUAAGAGAAAAGGUUGUAGAUGUGGCAAUGCCACAGCAACUCCUGGCAAGCUGACGUGUUGUGGGCAACGCUGUCCAUGUUAUGUAGAGAGUAAGCCCUGUACAGAAUGUAAGUGUAAAGGCUGCCGGAACCCACACAGGCCAGAUGGGAUGAAGGUUCGACCGCAUAUACCUCAAUUGGAUAGUAUACAGCUUACGCUUAACACAAACCCAGAGACAUCACCGUCAUGUUCUGGCUCUUUGGACAGUUUAGAUACCGAUACCCUCACAAUGGAGGCCAUGGAAGAAUCUCUAAGCUAUUCAUCUGAUAUCAAAUCUUCUAAUAUUAAAGUGUACACGAGUCAGUUACAAGAAGUGUCGCCGUCAUUACCAGCAGCUAUAAUGAUGGACGAGGAGUUCACGGGCUCGGGCGACGAGGAGACGAGCUCGCCGCAAGACUACGCGCUGGCGUCGCCGGCCGACAUGAGCGAGCUGCACGACCACAUGGACGAGCCCGACAUGUCGCCGCAGUCCGCCGACAACGACAACAGCGACAUCGAGAUCGACGGAUGACACCCCCUCGCCCUCGCGAGCGACUAGGACCUCCCCUCCGUCGGUCGCCGGCGCGGGCCCCGGUCACUCACUGCGGCGGUACUGCUAGUCAUGCAUGUCUCACUGGUAUUAGCCCUAAGGUUUACGUUUAACAUUAACUAUGGUCUCUGUUGUACGCUACAAAUUAAAUUAUUCAUUAGCUGCAUGUCUGAUAGCUGUGACUGUUCUUUGACUUAGUAUUUUUUGGGUCCAUCGAAUUUAAAAAUAAUGAAGAGGAGUGAUUAGGUUUAGCAGAUACUUAAUUGAGUACUUAAAUAUCCAAAGUAUAUUGUCUUGUGUUUACUAUGAGGAAAGUAAUAUUCGCUCAUUGAUAGGGAACAUAUUUAAAGCAUAUUCUCAGUUUGACUACCAUCAAUGUAUGAUUGUAAUGUGAAUACUUAGCGCGACUAGCCUUUACAGUGUUAGCUUGAUAGUAUUUUACUUUUAAUACUGUAAUAUAUAUUUUACUAGAUUUAUAUUUUAAGAAAAUGCUAUUUAAAUAUGAUCUUACUAUUGAAGUGGUCUUAAAAUUAUGUAUUUCCUUUGUAACUCUCAUGAAAUAUUUUAUUGAACUUACAGUUUUGUAUGAAAUGAUGUUUUGUUGUGUAUUUAAUGAUUGCGAGUUCAGUUAGGAGAGGCAUUGUGUGUGCAUAUAUGUAUAUAGACUAUAACACACAGGUUGUUACUUGAGUUAAUGUUACUUCCCAAAGAUUUAAAUCUAUGAAAGAUUUAUAUAUUCCUUAAAAUCUGAUUUCCUUUGAAAGUAUUGUUAAUAAUAGUUUUGUAAAUAAUGGUUUCUUUGAAAUAUGUUGAAGCUUUUUCUAAGGCUUGACUGUACUUGUUAAAUGUCGAUGCUCAUUAUGUAAUAGAUAAUUGUGCUGACAUUAGCGGUUCAUGUCUUUCUCUACCAAACAAUUUAGAAUCGUCAUAUGAAGCAGUAGGAUAACGGCGUCCUAAGACAUUUGACAGGCACAUGCAAAUUAUUCAAAGCCUCAUGACUGUUUUAUUAUUGUUAAGUAGUACAUUCAAUCAUUUUCUAUAAUUAUGUAUUUCCUCCAGUGAAUGUCGUUUUAAAAUCACACUUUCAAUAUGGAUUGUAAUCAAAUAUUUUUUAUAAUUUACAUUUUGAUUUAUUAAAAGAUAUAAAUAAUUAUAAAAAAGACAUGAAAAUGACUAUUAAAUUAAGAACAAAAUGAUUAUUUUAAAAAGUUUCCAUUAGUUGUCCACUAAUUAUAUAAACUACAAAGAAAACUGUGAUACUGCUGUCACCAUUCAUUGAUAUAUUGUCACUUUUCUUCCCAGUAGAACUUUGAUAUAUUUAUGUAAUGAUAUCAUGCUUAGAAUAACGGCACUGGAGUACAAACGUUUUAUAGUUCUACUUACUGUAACAUAAAUGUGAAAUAAUGUAUAAAGCAAUUAUCGUCUCAACCACAAGUGACGAAAUUAAAAGUAUUUUUUGUUA
Molecule: messenger RNA, 4821 nt
Organism: Trichoplusia ni (cabbage looper)
Lineage: Eukaryota; Metazoa; Arthropoda; Insecta; Lepidoptera; Noctuidae
Gene: msl-2
Product: E3 ubiquitin-protein ligase MSL2
Exons: 4
Coding region: 2010-3341 (443 amino acids)
Cellular component (GO): MSL complex
Molecular function (GO): ubiquitin protein ligase activity
Source: RefSeq, a predicted model, not a curated record